Molecule: messenger RNA, 3300 nt
Organism: Hemiscyllium ocellatum (epaulette shark)
Lineage: Eukaryota; Metazoa; Chordata; Chondrichthyes; Orectolobiformes; Hemiscylliidae
Gene: lyn
Product: LYN proto-oncogene, Src family tyrosine kinase
Exons: 13
Coding region: 167-1696 (509 amino acids)
Biological process (GO): cell surface receptor protein tyrosine kinase signaling pathway; cell differentiation; protein phosphorylation
Cellular component (GO): extrinsic component of cytoplasmic side of plasma membrane
Molecular function (GO): ATP binding; signaling receptor binding; non-membrane spanning protein tyrosine kinase activity
Source: RefSeq, a predicted model, not a curated record
GCUAAGGCAGCUGUAAAUUUUUUCUGAACUGCUUACCAUUCAAUGUUGCAAAAACUCCUCUGUUUGCUUUAAACGGUAAAAAAAAUCUACAUGUAGAAAACUUACUUUGGAGUCGGUACAACAAAAAGACCAAUUUUAUCUCAUUUGGAUACGGUUGAAAGAAAAUAUGGGAUGUAUAAAGUCGAAGAACUUCACUGAAGAGCCAAAAGAAUUGAAGGAAAAACCAGUACGUAAAUCUGAACCAACUAUUUAUGUGCAAGAUCCCACAUCCAAUACACAAGUGCCAAGUUCAAACCAAGAUUCUCAUCUAUUACCUGGCCAGAAGUUUCAGAAAUUUGAAGAGACUGAUGGCAAAAUAGUUAUUGCCUUGUAUCCAUAUGAAGGAAACCAUACAGAUGACUUGAACUUCAAAAAGGGGGAAAGGCUGAAAGUGCUUGAAGAGCAUGGUGAAUGGUGGAAAGCCAAAUCUCUUGUAACUAGAAAAGAGGGAUACAUUCCCAGCAAUUAUGUGGCAAACAUCAACACACUGGAAACUGAGGAGUGGUUCUUUAAAGAUAUCAGCCGCAAAGAUUCAGAGAGACUCUUAUUAUCAGCUGGAAAUAAAUCUGGUGCUUUCCUUAUUAGGGAGAGUGAAACAUCAAAAGGUAGUUACUCACUGUCAAUGAGAGAUUAUGAUCUUCAAAUGGGUGAUGUAGUAAAACACUACAAGAUUCGGUGCCUGGACAGUGGUGGAUUUUACAUCUCUCCUAGAAUUACAUUUCUUGAUCUAAAUCAGCUAAUUAAACAUUACCAAAAACAGCCUGAUGGUCUGUGUCGAAAGCUUGGAUCGCCUUGUCUUAGCCCCCAACCACAAAAACCAUGGGAUAAAGAUGCAUGGGAAAUUCCACGAGAGUCUGUGAAACUGGUCAAGAAACUUGGUGCUGGACAGUUUGGAGAAGUGUGGAUGGGUUAUUACAAAAAUACUACAAAAGUAGCUGUUAAAACUUUAAAACCAGGCAGCAUGUCCGUGGAAGCCUUCCUUGAAGAAGCCAACCUCAUGAAGAAACUCUUACACGACCGAUUAGUGCGACUCUAUGCAGUAGUCACUAAAGGAGAUCCAAUUUACAUUAUUGCGGAAUUUAUGGCCAAUGGUAGUUUGCUAGAUUUCCUGAAGACAGAUGAAGGGAGAAGACUUGUAUUACCUAAAAUGAUUGAUUUCUCCGCACAGAUUGCAGAGGGAAUGGCAUUUAUUGAAAGAAAAAAUUACAUCCAUCGAGACCUUAGAGCAGCCAAUGUUUUGGUAUCUGAAAACCUGAUGUGUAAAAUUGCUGAUUUUGGCCUUGCUCGAAUAAUCGAAGAUAAUGAGUACACAGCCAAAGAAGGGGCUAAAUUUCCAAUAAAAUGGACAGCACCUGAAGCUAUAAGCUACGGGUCUUUCACGAUUAAAUCAGAUGUUUGGUCCUUUGGAGUUCUCCUCUAUGAAAUAGUCACAUAUGGAAAAAUACCAUAUCCAGGGAUGUCUAACACAGAGGUUGUAAAUGCUAUUGGACGUGGUUAUCGCAUGCCACGUCCUGAAGAAUGCCCACAAGAGCUGUAUGAUGUCAUGAAGGAUUGUUGGAAAAGUAAAGCUGAAGAUCGGCCAACCUUUGAAUAUCUCAAAUCGCUUCUUGAAGACUUUUAUACAGCCACAGAAGGUCAAUACCAACAACAGCCAUAGAACAAUUUAAAAUGAAAGGUCAAUCAAAUCAAUAACUAGCAUCAACUGUUAAAUGGCAUGAAAGUAUAUAUGUAUACACCAAAUGUAUUUUGUCACAAUUUCAUGUAAAGAAGUCACUAACUGAUGCUUAAUUACCUAAAUAACUGGAACAUUCAAUUGUACCAAAUAUUCCACAUCAUCACAAGCAUGUUCAGUGUCUAAAUUAAUAGAUCAAAAAUAGAUAAAAAUAACCCAGCUAUUUUCACUCACAAAAUGUAACUCGAAUAGAAUAGUAGUGGCAAAUCAUUUCCUAACUGGGGGUGUAAGAGGAGUCGAGGAAGGGGGAGUGGGAAGGUGGGAGGUGGUGGUGGUGGUGGUGGCAGAGGGUGUGGUGAUAUAGACGUUCUUGUCCUGAAUCACUACAUAGUGUUUUUAUCUCAAUUUAAUACUUUAUGGAUACAGUUAUACUGUAGUGGUGUCUCAAAGCUGGCCUCGCUUGACAGUGAUAUACAAUCAUCAAAUCUGCUUGGAGACUGCUCAGUACAGCUGCAUUGGGAAAUUAUUCAUGUUAGUAGUUACAAAAAACUACUUAAUCCAAGCAAUUCUGGUCAGUGGAUCCAUAUAUAUGAACGCGAAUGGAUUUUCUGCCCACUCAAUAAAUAAAUACAGUUCAAGCAAAAUACAUCAAUGGGACCAUCAUUUGAAACAUUAAAUUAUUAUUAGUGGGUUCACAACUGUUUGUUAACUAUCAUUUUCACCAUUUCACCUACAUUGUUUGAGCAUUUGGGGAGUUGCUUAUGUAAUAAUUUUCAUUGAUGUUAAAUCUGACCAAAGUCAAAUACAAUUUUUAUUUUACAAGACUAAGAUUAUAUUCCACAGUGAAUUAGUGGUUUGAUCAUAAUUAGCAGGCAUGUGGAAAGUUGUGUAGACCAGUUGUUUAUUACUAUACUCUUGAUUUUUCGUUAGCUCUUGUAACAUUUAAUUUCUUUCAAAACAAAUCUAUUCAGUGAUAUUGCUUUUUACUGAAUCCAGUGGUAAUACUUCAAAAUGUAGUUCACUAAGAUCCCAACUCAAAAGAGCAAAUUUGAACCAAAACUCCAUGAACCUGUUCCACAUUCCAAAAUGGGAAACAUUAUCGAUGACACACAUUGUAUUCAAACAAAUCAUGAUUAUUCAACUUUCAAUUCGUGGGAGUUUCCAGAAGUGACUAACUUUGACAGAUGAUGUCCAAAGAUGUGCAGGUUAGGCGAAUUGGCCAUGCUAAAAUUCCCUGUAGUGUUAGGUGCAUUCGUCAGGGGUAAAUGUUGGGGUGGGAUGCUCUUCGGAGGGUUGGUGUGGACUUGAUGGGCCGAAGGACCUGUUUCCACACUGUAGGGAAUCUAAUCUAAUCAUGAAGAGGGACAUUUUCUGGUCAAUGUGUAAAUGAUAUUUUAUUCCAUAUAUUUUGUAUAAUAAAAUUUGAGAAGCUGUUUUAAUGGAACACUUAGCAGAUGUGUAUGCUACUUGUAAAAUGUGCAAUAAUUUGCUUGAUACUUUUCUGUUUUCCCAUUGUGUGGGAAGAAAUAUACAGUAAGUUAUGAAUUUGUAAUAUGAACAUUUUGAAUAAAGGCAAAUAUUUUACGAAA